UCCAGAUUCCAGAUCGUUCUGGAAUGAUAUUUUAGAACCUUGGUUUGGGAUCUUCAUUUCCACUCGAUUUUGGGGAUUUUAUCCGACUCAUUCUUAUCCUCAACGAGACUAUGGCGUCCAUUAAUUGAUUUGCCUUCUCUCUCUUUUGUUCAAAUCUUCCCCUCGGUGGCCUUAGAGAUGAGCUGAUCUCCACCCACGUCCAAUCACAGAUAGAAAACGAUUUUCUCCGACCUCAACCCCCAGUGAUCAUGGGCAGCCUCUCUGAUAUCUGGUGGUCAUGGCGGAAGGCAAGCACUCAGAAGGACCAGUUCACCCCAACACUACUCACGCUCACCCUCGCCGUCCUUUUCAUCUUCUGGUUCGUAUGGUUGCUCAAGAAAUCAAGAAACCAAAACCCUCCAUUGCCGCCAGGCCCGCGACCUCUGCCACUCCUAGGGAACCUUCCAUUCCUGGACCCUGACCUCCACACCUACUUUGCUAAUCUUGCUCGGACCUAUGGUCCCAUCUUUAAGCUCCAUCUCGGAAACAAACUAGGCGUCAUAGUGAGCUCGCCAUCCUUGGCUAAGGAGGUCCUCAAGGACCAAGACACCACCUUCGCCAACCGUGACCCACCAAUCGCAGCACGUGUAGCCACAUACGGCGGCAUAGACAUCGCAUGGAGUCCGUAUGGACCGCAGUGGCGGCUGCUGCGCAAGGUGUGCGUGCGCGAGAUGCUCGGCAACGCCUCCCUCGACGCAGUUUACGGCCAUCGCCGUCGAGAGAUCCGUCAGACUAUCAGCUAUAUUUACAGCAAGUCUGGAUGUCCGGUGAACGUGGGUGAGCAGAUGUUCCUCACCGUACUUAAUCUGAUCACGAGUAUGUUGUGGGGUGGCACCGUCGAAGGCGGGAAGCGAGAUAGCCUAGGCGCUGAGUUCCGGCGACUUGUCGGCGAGAUGACUGAGCUUUUGGGUAAGCCCAAUGUUUCGGAUUUCUAUCCCAGUCUGGCCCGCUUUGAUAUACAAGGCGUGGAGAGAGACAUGAAGGCUCUGUUCCCGCGAUUGGACCAGAUCUUCGAUUCAGUCAUCGAUCAUCGACUGAAGAUGGACGGACAGGGCGGGGAAGAGUGCCAUGAUUUUCUCCACUUUCUUCUGAAGCUCAAGGACGAAGCAGAUUCUAAAACCCCUCUCACCAUGCUCCACCUCAAGGCCUUGCUCAUGGAUAUGGUGGUGGGUGGGACUGAUACGACCUCAAACACAGUGGAGUGGGCGAUGGCAGAGAUGAUGAACAAACAAGAGACAAUGAGGAAGGUCCAAGAAGAGUUGGACAGAGUGGUGGGACGAGAUAACAUAGUUGAAGAGUCUCAUCUUCCCAAACUGCAUUACCUGCCGGCGGUGAUGAAAGAGGUGCUCCGCCUACAUGCGGCGCUCCCGUUGUUGGUUCCUCACUGCCCAAGCUCAUCUUGCACCAUCGGCGGUUACUCUGUUCCGAAGGGUGCCAGGGUCUUCGUAAACGUGUGGGCUAUUCACAGGGAUCCUUCUAUUUGGGAGAACCCCUCAAUAUUUGAACCAGAGAGGUUUCUCAAUGAUAGAUGGGAUUUUAAUGGUAACGACUUUAACUAUUUCCCAUUUGGCUCUGGAAGAAGAAUAUGUGCAGGGACGGGAAUGGCAGAAAGGACGGUAAUGUAUACACUGGCGUCUCUGUUGCACUCAUUCGACUGGAGAUUGCCGGAAGGUGUUGCAGAGGUUGACCUUUCUGAAAAGUUUGGAAUCGUCUUAAAGGCGGCGACCCCACUUCUUGCGGUUCCCACACCAAGAUUGGUUGAUACAGCUCUAUAUUUGUAGGAUAGAGAUGAAGAGUGUUCGACUGUUCAAACAGGGGAAUGAUAUGAUCUGUUAGAUGGUGUCCAUCGGAUGGGGUGUCACUGUCACAGGCUCAAUUUGAUGGACCCCAUCAAAUUGAGAUUGGAGAUGGGAACUGUUCAACUUUUCAAUUGUUCAAAUGGGGGAUGGGAAUGAUAAGAUAUGCUAGAUAGUAUCGGUGGAAUGGAUCAAAGCUUAUUAGGGAUGUAAACAAAUAGCCAAAAAUAUAAAUUCGAUUUGUAUCGGUAUAUUUGAGACAUGGAUUAAAAGCAUGUUGUA
This is a messenger RNA of Macadamia integrifolia, 2117 nucleotides long. Its product is annotated as geraniol 8-hydroxylase-like. Gene Ontology annotation, molecular function: monooxygenase activity; oxidoreductase activity, acting on paired donors, with incorporation or reduction of molecular oxygen; iron ion binding. The transcript has 2 exons. Lineage: Eukaryota; Viridiplantae; Streptophyta; Magnoliopsida; Proteales; Proteaceae. The record is from RefSeq and is a predicted model, not a curated record. The coding region runs from base 249 to 1820 and encodes 523 amino acids.